ACUAUUUCUUUUUUAAUUUACAUCAGAGAUGUUUGUCAUGGAUCAAAACCUUAAGGUGGCACAGCAGUUUAUAAAACUGAUUUUGACUGAUUUUCAACAGAAUGGUUGCGUUUUAAACUGUAAGAGUCGUUAAAAUCUUAGUGAUACGAGUUAAACUGCACAUAGAAAGUUUUUACGACCUGGAAUAGUUAAUGAGAUUUGAAAAUGUACAGUUCUACCUUAAAUUAUAACACUCUUCCCACUACUGCUUACAGUAAACUCAUGUGUUGCCUAAAGUAGUAUGUUUGGAAUCUAGAUUGUUUUUGACGUAAGAUAAGUAUCAAGCGCUUGAAUCAAUGAAUUUUAAAGAUGCAAAGAAUGAAAUUUUAGAAUGGUUGAAAACAUCCGAUGAUCUGGAUGAUUUCUUGGUGGAUAACCAAAGUGUUAUUCUUCAAAGUAUUGCAGAAGACCUAAGGGUUUGCCUUCCACUGGAGGCUAUGGCUCCCUCAGAGACUAUGGCUAUUCAAAAGACUCAACAGAAACCUCAUCCCACUGUGCAUGUGGAUGCUUUCUUAUAUGAUGAGGAAGCUGUGGAUUCAUUGUGUAAGGAGGGAAAAAUGAGUCGCAACUACUGCCUCGACUGUGGAUCGCACAGAACAGCACCGCUGGAGUUAAUUUCACAUUCAUUCUCAAUCCCGGAGCUCCAGUUCCUAUUCCACACCGUUCUUCCAGACCUCUCAGGAAAACUGCUGGUGGAUGUGGGAUCUAGACUUGGAGCUGUGCUAUUUGGGGGCUACCUGUAUAGUGCGUCAUCUCAGCUUGUGGGGGUUGAAAUAAAUUCAGAGUUUGUCAAGCUUCAAACAAUGGCUGUAGAGAAAUAUGGCUUCAGUGACAGAAUUCAGGUGAUUCAUGCAGAUAUCUGCUCUCAGGCUGCCUUAGUGCAAAAUACAGAUGUUCUGAUCAUGAACAACGUGUUUGAAUACUUCAUGGAACCAAGUGAUCAAAUGCAAGCUUGGCUAUUUAUUAGUCAACAUUUCAGAAAGAAAGGUGCACUGUUAGUAACUGUACCCGGCAUUCAAGAGACGUUUGCCUUUCUUCAGGAUGCUGUUUUCCUAGAAACAUUAGCUCUCAGCCAAUGGAUAGAAGAAGUACCACUUGAUCACAUGGUUUAUCUAAAAAAUGACACCGAUCCAGACUCUCUAAAGCAAAUCCAUCUUUAUAGAGUACUUUGACCCUCAGAGAAGUGUCUUCUGAUACAGUGGAACCAAUGAGCCUUUAACAGGAUAAAUGAUGCAAAUAGAUUUGAUUAAACAUACAGAACCCUCUUCUGAUGAAUGUUCACUCGUCAGUUUUUUAAAUUGAGUUUGAUUGUAAACACAUUUAUACUUAAAAUUGUCUGUUUAUGUAACUGGCCAUACGUUUCAUUGAAUCACUCCGUGCCAUUUCAUGUUUGCAUUGCUGUAUUAAGCAGUCCUUAUUAAGAUAUAAUACAUAUGUUUUCCUGUAAGUAACCUCUUUGGUUUUAAUUUGUUCAAAUGCAUUUCUGUCUCCAACUCUUUCGGUUGAAACAGGAAGUAUGGGAGGGAUCAUUGCAUGUUUUUUUUCCUCUUUUACAGGCAGAGGUAGUGCACUGAAGACAAUUUACGUCAUCUUUGAUGUUAUUUUGUCUUGUGUUACAGCCAAACUCAGCCAAGCCACUGACUUAUGACUUUAUUUGAGAAGUGAAGUUUGUUUGUAAACCAUUAUAGCUAUUAAAAUAUAUAUUUUUAAA
Carassius gibelio (silver crucian carp) is the source of this 1750-nucleotide messenger RNA. RefSeq lists its product as uncharacterized. NCBI's taxonomy places the organism in Eukaryota, Metazoa, Chordata, Actinopteri, Cypriniformes, Cyprinidae. Gene Ontology annotation, molecular function: S-adenosylmethionine-dependent methyltransferase activity. Bases 336 to 1211 code for a protein of 291 amino acids. The record is from RefSeq and is a predicted model, not a curated record. The transcript is spliced from 8 exons.